Ostreococcus lucimarinus CCE9901 is the source of this 9055-nucleotide messenger RNA. RefSeq lists its product with no specific name. Gene Ontology annotation, molecular function: protein binding. NCBI's taxonomy places the organism in Eukaryota, Viridiplantae, Chlorophyta, Mamiellophyceae, Mamiellales, Bathycoccaceae. The transcript has a single exon. The annotation marks the transcript as partial. The record is from RefSeq and is a predicted model, not a curated record.
AUGGAGUUCAUGCGAGAGAUUGUAGAAAAUUGCGGCGAAUUGCCGUCGUUUGCGCACGGCGAGGCUACGGCGUUGUUUUUGGAGUUCUUUGAAACGUGCGAGAGCGCGUUGCGGUUAUUAGCGGCGGCGACGAGGCGAUCCGUGGUUGGGCGAACGCCGCGUAACGCGUACUUUUCGUCGGACGUGUUUCAGCGGAGAGUGCGAUUCAUGCUUUCGAAGAUUCACGCGCACAUGCCGUUGAGCGCGGCGCACUUGAACGACGCCGACGAGAACGAGUCGAAAGCCUGUGAAGUCGUUGCGCACGAGUUAUUCGUUGCCGAAGACCGCGAAGAGGGAAGUGGUCCGUUAGAUUGCACGCGAUACGAGUUUACAGUCGACACGACGUCGAGUGGUAGCGAUGAAAUAGUCUUCAAGGCGUCUGGCCGACGGGGGCUCGACCCGUCCGAGAUGCACCGGCCGUAUAAUCGCGCCUCGAGCCUUGAGUGCUUAAUCGAUGACUUUUCACGACCUCAAAUGUUCGAUCCGGGCAAAGAAAUGGACUCUCUCAAAGACAUCUCCGCGGCGUAUUUUGGUGUGUUGGCACAGUUGUGGAGCAAAUCGCUGCAAAGGACGCGGGCGGGUCGCGAGAAGGCGGCGCGUCUUUCGAUCCUCGCGCAGCAAAUCAACGUCCAUCUAGGGAAAGGGGCGGAACCGAGCGAUUUCGAGCUUUACGUUGAAGACGCGCAGACGACCGCAAUCAAGCUGUUGGACUUGAUGCAGGUAGAUUUAGGAGUCACGCCGUCGUUGCUCCUACGACGAGACGCGACAACUUUGCUGAGCGCGUACACAAACGAACGCGCGAGCGGCUUUCAAGUUUGUCAAAUCAUGAGACGGCCAGCCGGUCGAGGAGCGCUUAGUCAAUGCGUAUCAACGAUGACGGCGGCGUUGCUUGCGCCGCUGUCAUCAAGUGAUGCGGAAAUCGAUUUCGACGUCGUUCGCGACGCGAGGUGUUUGAUGCAUCUUGUCGGGAUUUUGAGCACAACAACGCCUGGGUGCACGGCGAUAAGAGAGGCUGAGCUCCUUCCGCUUUUGAUGUCAAUUUUCAAGCUGGAGCGCCUCGAAGCGAUCCCGGUGGUCGUGGACGUGGUGCAUAUCGUGGAAUCGUAUCUGGAGUUUCAACCCAACGCGGUCGUAGCGUUUAGAGAGUUGAACGGAACGGAUUUGCUUUUGAAGCGCAUGCGAUACGAGUCCGUUACGGCGAUCGAGGAGCUGCGGGCGUCGGGACAUCUCGAUGACGUGGCGGAUAGAAAACGAAAAAUAGAUAGUCUUUCUAGUUUAGAGGACGCCGAAACAUCGCUCGCAGCGAUGAAAAAGGCACCAAAGUACGUGAACUUUUAUCGAAGAGUUUUGAUCAAGGUUCUGAUGCGAACAUUGGCGUACACGAGUUUUGCGUACGGAGGAGCACGCAUGCGAGUUCCCGGACUUUCGGAUGGGACGUUGACUGAUAUCUUGGGAAGUGUAUUGAAAUACCCUCUCAAGUUUGGUCCUGGGGUGUCGUCGCUCACCGCGAAUUUAGUGUGCGACGUCAUUCAUAACGAGCCGACGUGUUACGCCACGCUAGACGAAGCCGGUAUUGUGGACGCAUUCCUGAAGUUUAUCACUGAAACCAUGUGGCCACUCGGCCGUAGUAAGGGUAUGGCUAAAGUACUUUGCGCGAUACCGACGACACUUAACGCGAUAUGUUUGAACGAGAAAGGGCAGGAAAAAGUGUUGAAGUCUUCGGCGUUGGUCUGCUUUCGAAAAAUGUUUCAAGAUAGUUCUUUCCCGUUGAACGCCGAUACGUCGAGAAUCGUCGGAACUGGGAUCAACGAGACGCUGCGCCACAUUCCAGCACUAAAAGACGUCAGUGUCGAAGUCUUGAACGACAUAUUGUCCGAUCUCACGAUACAACUUCGAAAGAUAUCAGAUUCGGAGACGAAUCUUGAGCACGCGUUCGUCAACAAGGCAGUCGUCGAGCAAAUGCCAAUAUCGAAAACGCUUCAAAAUGUGGCGAGGUUCAUGGAUGGUAUUUUGCAGACUUCGCAUAUGUGCGCGCCGCUGGUUCAAGCUGGGGCUCUGGAUUCCAUGCUCAAUAUGUUGACAUGCCCUCUUCCGGUUGAAUUUUCGACAUGUGCAAGCUACAACUCCAUCAGUGUCGCGUGCAAAUCGCUCAUUAACCCGCCGGAUCCCAGCAACUCGUAUGCCGGCGCGAACACGCCGAAUCUGUCAGACGACGUGAUUCUCGCGUGCACUACCGUCGUUGAAAAGUAUAUGGCCUCUGCUGUUGAUAUCGGUGUGCAGAUUGAAGAGUUUUACGUCCACGAGCUCGACAAGACAGGUGAUGACAUCGAUAAAUUAGCGACGUACGAUAUUUACAGCAAGACAUUGAGCGAAAAGCACAAAGGUGACAAAGCAGCGUUGGACCGCGAAGUUCGGUUCUGUCGACAGACAAAAUCACUGUGCCAGCGCAUGGCUGCGCACGAAAGGUUGUGUGAACUUCUCGCGACUCUCGUGCAGCAAGUUCCGGUGAUGUCUGCUGCUAUCAUGAAUAAGCGACGUGACGAUCCUCACGGCCCGAUGAUGGCCGAAAGCUUGUUCAACGCAGCGUUGGCGGCGUUCAAUGAAGCGGUAAAGAUUGAAGCGAAGCUUCGUUCACUCGCAGUGGAAAUUCAAGCGGAUGAAAUGCCGUAUUCACCGGUUUGGUGGCUGUACACUCGAGCGGAUCUUUUUGUACGAGUUACAAGUGGUUUGUUUGCCGCGGUGGCAAAACUUUCGACAACGAUGCGGCGACGUAAAGACUUGGGUCCAGAAGCUCAAAAUUUCAUCAAGCUUAGCGGAGAAGCAAUAAUUGCAGUUGCGCGCGAGAUGACCAAAGCGUUUACGUCUCGUGUCACCGCACAGGCUGAGCUACUUCCGCCGAGUCACGCAUCGAAUGCUAAGAUGGAUUUUGAACAGCGCUGCUCGCACAAUUUCCUUGCGUUGAUUUACGAAUCAUUCUUCGAUGACAAGAGAAAUUCACCGAACGGGGUCAUGAUCAACUACGCCGCUCGAUGUGGGUUAUUCGAGCAACUUUACACCCAUUUUCAAGGCACGGUGGCUCUGACACAGAGUAUAUUAGAAACGUGCACCGGGGAAAAGGCUGAGCAAGGACAUGUCGCAGCGGAAUGUUACAGGACGUUGAGCUGCUUUGUGCGCAUUUUCGUCUCUAUAUCCGACGUCAAAUUGAUGGCAUCGAACAACUCGAAUAAGCUCGCGCUUGGUACACGUCUUCCCGAACGCGUAGAAGAUGAUCCUAUCUACGACAAGAUGACAAAGUACACACAUAUUUCUGACGCGUUCACUAACUCAAGAUCUGCCAUGGACUGGAUUCAUUGCUCUCUAAAUGAAGCGUUGAAGUGUAUUUGGCGGCCAGAAACGGACAUUUUUGCGUCCGUAGCGGCAGGUCAUGUGGAUUCCGACGCACUAGUGCAGUGUCUACUCAACAUCAUUAGUGGAACCGAACAAGCCGUCAUGUCCGAGCAACGUCGUGCCGCGUCGGUACCGCGUGCUCCACCGCGCCCGCCGCCACGGCAGUUUGUUCCAUCAGAGACGAUGAUAGAUUCCAUCGUUGAGAUGGGAUUCAGCAGAGGUCACGCGCAUCACGCACUCGCAGCUGUGAAUGGACAGAGUGUGGAGAGAGCGCUCGAGUACAUGCUAACUCGACCAAUGGAAGAUGUGCCCGACGAAGCACCGACGGCGCCUUCAGAACCUGCACCGUCAGAGUCUACUGCGCUAGAGGAGACGGCGGACGCUAUGGAAACAGCUCCUGUUGCUUUCAAUCACACGCACGCAGUCCAAGGUCGACUGCCUGCCAUAAACGAGCUAGUUGCCGCGCUGUACGCCAAUUUCCACAUCAGUGCAGAGAAAGGUGCGACGCUUUUGCUCAAGGUUAUUGAGAAACAUGAGCUCAUGAGCGGCCUCAGUCGUGAUGAGUGCAUAUACGCUCUCACGGACGAAGUCGUGCGCACGCGUACGCCGAAGAUCGGUAGAGAUGAGGUGUAUGCGAUCAAGCACUAUGCGUUCGUUGAGGCGCUCGCUAGGCAAGGUGAUGAAGUGUUAAGAAGAGCGCUAUGGAUAAAGGGUUCGGUAAUUGAUUCACAAGUCGAAACAUUUAUCGCCGAGGUCGACAAAAUCUGCGCUGCACAAAAGACGGCCUCAUUGGAGACGUUUUUAAAAGAUGUGCCGUUGUCGUUUGUGCCUUUGGCAAACUGCAUCAAUGCUGCGGCAUGCCUGCAAAAGCAUCGUGACUCCGACGCCAGUGCCAGAAAUUACUCCAAGUUCGGUUUUCUGAACGACGGUCAUAAGAUUGCGUUGGCCGAUGCGUGCGUCGAGUGCUUGAUAGCAAUCGUUAAAAAUUCAGGCGAACUCGCGAGUGAUUAUGAAUCGCACUCCGUCCAAGCCGUGAUUCUUGAUCUGCUAGCAAAUCUAUCACGUGACAACGUGAUUGCGGAUCGCAUCGCUUCGAAUUCAUUCGCCGACAGCAAGGAUGGAGCCGCAAUAUCUAAGAGAAGUUUUGCACACACGCUCUUUACAUGCUUUUGGAACAACACCAACGACAGUGUUUCGGUCAUUUUGAGGCACAUGGUGAACGAUCCCCGGACAUUACAAUUCGCCAUGGAGCUUGAAAUUGUCAAGAGCAUCACCAAGCCUCCGAUGGGUAGAGACUCCAAGGUUGCACUCAAGACAUUCUGCGUCGCCAUGAAAAAUAUAAUUGAGCGAGAUUUUGAUUGCUUUGAAGCGGCAUUCGCAAACGUCGCCGAAAUCAGAACUAUGGCGGAUACACCGCUGAGUACACCUCGGGAGUACGUCAUCCCGACGGCUGAAGUGAAAGCAAUGCAGUCGCUUCCAACCGUUCGAUUGACAAAGAACUUAAGAAUGGUCGUGGAAGUACUUGUUGCAGUAGCGACAGAGCCGAUUCAUCAAGCCCCAUUGACGAAGCUCGAGCGACAAGCCGCAGCUUUCCGUCUGCUCACCGAAUUGGUUGAGGUAUAUCCAUCAAGUGUGAAGGCUUUGAUGGAUAUGGACGACCAGACUGACAUUUUCCGCAACAUUCUUCGUUAUCAACUGCCGUCGAGCAGAAGAAGUUCCUCAAGUGAACAGACGGGAGUUUGGUGCGGGUGCGAAAACGCGGCGUUCUUCCUCGCAACUUUAUGCGUCAACAGCCAAAAAGCGCGAACGAAAAUAAUUGAGAAAAUGCUUGUGCUUCUGAAGGAGCCGGACUUAACGCAAGAAACAGCUUCAACUUGCGCCGAUAAAGGUGAUUCUCUAGUUCCAAAGCACGCAUUUGUGGAUUUAUUGCACUCUCUUAUGGAUUACGGUUUGGCGCGUGGCUAUCAGAGCGGUGAACGCAUUCGCAAUCGGGUAGUCUUUAAUCUCCAACAAGGAGUUCUUAAGACGAUGUACAGUCUAAAAGUCCCAGAGCGGAUCAUUGAACUCAUUGAAGAGACAAACGUCGUUGGCGCUGCGCGCGAAAAACGUGGCAAUCCAGGAUUUCUUCGAGUAACGCUCGCAGUACUCGAAGCUCUAGUUGUUCGAUCUACUAAGAGCAAACGCGAAAGCAGGCUUACUCGCAUCGGUAACAUGGUUCGUGCGGUAAACGCUGCACGGGUACCCAGCGGUGAGGAAGUUGAAGAGAGACGCGCACUAACCGAGCAGAUGCUCCAGAAUUUGCUUGAACACGCUGCAGGAGGAAACAUUCAAGUCGCUCGACUCGAAGAUGACCUCGACGGAAUGCCAGAAAUCGAAGGUGUUCAUCCUGUAUUCGGAGGAGACGAUGGCGAUGCCGACGGCAUCGAUGCAAAUGAUGGUCACGAGAACUCGGACGAUGAUUCUGAGAUGGAGGUUGACGACGACCACGACCACGAUUCCGAUGAAGCCAACGAAGAAGGAAUGCACGAAUCCUCAGACGAAGAACAAUUGAGCGAAUCGGGCGAAUCAGGUGAAUCAAGUGGAACGAGCGACUCAAGCGAAGAGGACUCUGAAGAGGAAGAAGAAGAAGAUGAUGAAGAAGGCGAAGAAGCCAUGGCAGAUGACUUUUACGGAAGCGACAUGGAUCACAUCGAUCCUGAUCCUGGAAACGAUGUCUUGGAAAUGUCUGACGAUGCUUUGUAUGACGAAGAUGGUGAGGAGUUCGAUUAUGAUGAUGGCGGUGGUUCCGAUGAUGACGAUGACGACGAUGAAGAGGAAGGCGAUUUUGAAGAACCUAGCUCGCCACAGUCAUCAUAUACGUCGCCGUCUGGGGUACGCGUGCUGCCUCGCGCUACACAUUCAGGCAGUCAUGUUGAACGCACAUCCAAUCUUGGUUCGAGGGAUCACAUUUCUGUCUCGAGAGCCCAGGUUGAAGCAUGGUUCGCCACAGAUUACUCUAGCGUCAUGUCAGGUGCCGAUCCGAGAGUCGAGGCACAGACAGUUGGCGAACUGCAGAUUGCAGGAGGGCAACGAGCACAAGUUUCCACAGAGGACGAAAGACAGCAGACACUCAGCGAAUCUCGUUCUGAGGGACAACUACGGGGACAUAAUCGCGAGCACUCUCCUCGUUCUUCUUCUGUGAAUGCUUCCGAACUCUUCAAUCGUAGAGAUGUGCCUUUUACUUCGUCUCUUCGUGAACAAACACAAAGAAUUGCACGCGCGACCCUGGGUGACCCUUCACUUCUUGCGAGAGGAAAUCCUCCGGUGCAUGGCAGUCCCUGGCACACGUGGUCGCAAUCCGAAACGGGCGUUCCGCCUGCGUUGAACCACGAAGGCAUUAACGUGCAAAGAGUCGGCACGAGUUUAAAUAUCACUCUCUCGACACCCAUGGAUUUUAGUUCGAGAUCUCGCUCGUUGCACGACGUGCUCAAUUCUAUCAGCGGGGAAAUGGCUCGCUUGGCCGUUCGUCCAUCGCAUUUAGAAAUUUUGGAUCCUUUAUCGUCGGCAAAAGCAAUCCUGUGGCUCGGGGAUGGAUCCUUUCAGGCAACAGCACCGGCUGAAUUCAGCGUUCGGAAUCAAACAAUUUGGAGCCUUGAUGGAAGGAAUGCCCGAGCAAGUUUCUGGUCAAACGCAGUGUGCAUGAGUAUCGGCGAGUCUUUGGCGACUUCUGGUACUUUUUUGUCCCAUUUGGACACCGCGGAACUCGCGACAUCGUCAUUGGUUUCCAGUGAGCGAGACAAGGAAAACGUCAACGGAAAUCUGGCAGAAAUCGUGGACGAAUCGCCCGAAGAGCGGACAGCGCGACAACGCCGAGAAGCGGCGGCACUGGACAUAAGCGCAAAUGAGCUCUCCAUGGUUACAGAAGAUUUACGAGAUGGAUUUUUGAAUGCGAAUAGACUAGUUGCCCGUGCGCGCGAGCAAGCACCGGAAGCUGCUAGCGACCUCAACUUGAUCGGCGCUGAGUUUCUUAGCGCCAUGCCAGCCGAUAUUCAGCGCGAGUUGAUACAACGCACUACCUCCGGAGCAAACAGAUUGUUGACGAGGAUUCAGCAUACCGAAGCCAGUCCUUCGGUAUCCGCGCCUCGGCCUCGUGCAAAUAGCCCAACAACUACAGUGAUAGACACUGCGCCGUUGGAGAUUGGAAAUAUGAUGUUUGGUGAAGGCUGGGAUGGCCGUCUAGACCGUCACGAGCAAAUGUCAUGGAAUGACAUCGAGCGAAUCCGUCAGUCGUCAACGCGCGACGCAGUCGCUCCAGAAGAUUUCAAGCCGUUAAAAGUGAACGUCGAAUUGCGCCAUCAGCAUAUUCGAACGUUGUUGCUUUUGUUCUUUGUUCAGACUAUCGACUUAAAGGAUACUGUGAACAAAAUAUGUGUAAACUUGUGCGUGGUGGACCAAAACCGCGAGUCAAUUUUGCGCCAGAUUAUCGAAACUGUGAUCAUGAACACGAUGGAUCGUGCUGAUCCUCGUUUCAUCGAGUCCACUUUGAGUUCUCCUAACGCCAAGGGUCUUGAGCCAAGCGCGGCGAUGGAAGUAGCCAUGGCGCGCUCGCUGUGCGCGAAUCUGAGCGAGCGUAACGGAGCACGCAAGGAGAUGGUGACGAGACGACUUUUGACGCUUCUGUCGCAACUCAUUAGUCGAAACAGGCACGUACAUGGGACAUAUCGCGUUCGUGGCGUUAAUUUGACGUGCGUGAAACUUUUCUUUGCGAAGGAUGAGGACGCAAGUAUGGUAAACUUUCUCACAAAUCAGAAGGAGAAUGGCGAAGCUGUGUUGCGAUCUGACGCUGGCGUGAGCACCGUGGAUAUACCACUCCUUUCUUUCCUGGUCGGACUUCUCGCACACGCAUCGCAAUUUCAUGACCAAAAGAAUAUUGAGCUGUGCGCGACGUGCACUGACGCUUACCUCACAAAGUUUCUUGCGGCUACGCCCAAACCCAACAUCGGGCCCAAAGGCUUGUCAACCGCCGCCACCCCUGAACUUUUGGCGAGUAUAGCAAGCUUUCUCAAGGUUCCAUAUCUCGCCCCGAGUGCGUACGAGAAAAUCAACACUAUACUACAAAAAGUUUUAGGCGACUUCUUUGAAGAGGGAUGCGACGCAGUCAUACUGAAUCGAUUCCAUGCCGAUGCCCUGCAGUGCUCGGUUGAAGCCAUCGCGUGCUUGUCGAAGGCGUCGUCGAUCAAGUACAGACCAAAUGUCGAUGAACCAUCCGCACGACACGUUGAGUACGCCGACUCGCGUCAAUCCCUGAAAACGCAUAUUCCUUAUUUGCGUCGCCUGACGGAUUGUUUUCUUCAGGUUCUGACGUACUUGGAUGGAAAAGACAGCCGUUUCCAAAAAGCUUUCAAGGAUAAAGCGAAGGAAGAGUUGAUACGAUAUCAUGAUGCGCUCCGUCCGUUUUGGCAGAUGAUGAACGUCUAUGCAAGUCUCAUGCAAGACAUUACUAGCGAUGAAAGCGGUGAUGCAUCGAUCCUGUGCGAACGCUCGCACGCUAGCGCCGCGCUGACUGAGGGUAUAACGACGUACUUGAUGAUUGGAACGAGCCUCUAUCCAUACGUCGAAGGUGAAGUUUCGAAGAGCAGACGAGAAUCCG